Molecule: messenger RNA, 1440 nt
Organism: Closterium sp. Naga37s-1
Lineage: Eukaryota; Viridiplantae; Streptophyta; Zygnematophyceae; Desmidiales; Closteriaceae
Source: the annotation of a GenBank genome assembly
AUGACAGUAAGAGACCGGGCAUGCGCAGGACACAUGUGCAGCCCAUGUGUGCAGCCCACAUGUGCAGCCCAUGUGUGCAGCCCAUGUGUGCAGCCCAUGUGUGCAGCCCAUGUGUGCAGCCCAUGUGUGCAGCCCAUGUGUGCAGCCCAUGUGUGCAGCCCAUGUGUGCAGCCCAUGUGUGCAGCCCAUGAAAGAGGUGACACGGGCGAUGUGGACACGGGCGAUGUGGACACGGGCGAUGUGGACACGGGCGAUGUGGACACGGGCGAUGUGGACACGGGCGAUGUGGACACGGGCGAUGUGGACACGGGCGAUGUGGACACGGGCGAUGUGGACACGGGCGAUGUGGACACGGGCGAUGUGGACACGGGCGAUGUGGACACGGGCGAUGUGGACACGGGCGAUGUGGACACGGGCGAUGUGGACACGGGCGAUGUGGACACGGGCGAUGUGGACACGGGCGAUGUGGACACGGGCGAUGUGGACACGGGCGAUGUGGACACGGGCGAUGUGGACACGGGCGAUGUGGACACGGGCGAUGUGGACACGGGCGAUGUGGACACGGGCGAUGUGGACACGGGCGAUGUGGACACGGGCGAUGUGGACACGGGCGAUGUGGACACGGGCGAUGUGGACACGGGCGAUGUGGACACGGGCGAUGUGGACACGGGCGAUGUGGACACGGGCGAUGUGGACACGGGCGAUGUGGACACGGGCGAUGUGGACACGGGCGAUGUGGACACGGGCGAUGUGGACACGGGCGAUGUGGACACGGGCGAUGUGGACACGGGCGAUGUGGACACGGGCGAUGUGGACACGGGCGAUGUGGACACGGGCGAUGUGGACACGGGCGAUGUGGACACGGGCGAUGUGGACACGGGCGAUGUGGACACGGGCGAUGUGGACACGGGCGAUGUGGACACGGGCGAUGUGGACACGGGCGAUGUGGACACGGGCGAUGUGGACACGGGCGAUGUGGACACGGGCGAUGUGGACACGGGCGAUGUGGACACGGGCGAUGUGGACACGGGCGAUGUGGACACGGGCGAUGUGGACACGGGCGAUGUGGACACGGGCGAUGUGGACACGGGCGAUGUGGACGCGGGCGAUGUGGACACGGGCGAUGUGGACACGGGCGAUGUGGACACGGGCGAUGUGGACACGGGCGAUGUGGACACGGGCGAUGUGGACACGGGCGAUGUGGACACGGGCGAUGUGGACACGGGCGAUGUGGACACGGGCGAUGUGGACACGGGCGAUGUGGACACGGGCGAUGUGAGGAAAGAGGUGACGGCACGGGGGAAACGAGUCGACUCAAAAGAAAAGCUGAAGGCCACAGUAAGGGAAGGCAGUGGGAAGAGCAGUUGGAAUGAGGGGGCGGAAGGCAGAGGUGGUAGUGCUCGAAGGGGUGCCGCUGGGGGGGGCGGGAGAAGUGAGUGA